CUCACUUACUCACUAUACUGUUACUGUUUCCUCAUUUCAGAGUGACGGUAAAAAACAUGACAGCCAGAGCCACAUGGCUCCUUCUCCUACUGUUCAUUUCCACUCUGACUAAAAUUCAGUCGGAGGUGUCGCCGGAAACUAGUGCUCCGGCGGGUUUCGACACCGGAGGACUGAGCCGAGCAAGUUUCCCCAAGGGCUUCAUGUUCGGAACCGCGACCUCGGCUUACCAAGUGGAAGGUGCCGCCGGGAAAGAAUAUGGCCGUGGACCUAGCAUUUGGGACACUUUCAUCAAAUUUCCUGGACGUGAGCCCAACAAUGCGACAGGAGAGGUGUCUGUGGACCAGUACCAUAGAUAUAAAGAAGAUAUUGAUCUGUUGGCCAAUCUCAACUUUGAAGCUUACCGUUUCUCAAUUUCAUGGUCCAGGAUAUUCCCUAAUGGAACUGGCAAGGUGAACUGGCAGGGAGUUGCUUACUACAAUAGGUUGAUCAAUUACAUGCUCAAAAGAGGGAUUACACCCUAUGCUAACCUCAACCACUAUGAUCUUCCUCAAGCACUCCAAGAUAGGUACAAUGGCUGGCUGGACCGACGAGUCGUGGAAGACUUUGCUGAUUAUGCAGAGUUCUGUUUCAAGACCUUUGGUGACAGAGUGAAGAACUGGUUUUCGUUCAAUGAGCCGAGAGUGGUAGCUGCCCUAGGGUACGACAAUGGGUUCUUCGCGCCCGGGAGGUGCUCCAAGCCGUUUGGCAACUGCACCGAGGGGAACUCUGCAACCGAGCCUUACAUUGUCACUCACAAUCUCCUCUUGUCCCACGGUGCUGCUGCUCAGAGAUACCGGGCUAAGUAUCAGGCUAAGCAGAAGGGGAGAUUUGGCAUUCUCCUGGAUUUUGUGUGGUAUGAGCCCCUGACAAGAUCAAAGGCUGACAAUUAUGCUGCUCAGAGGGCCAGAGACUUUCAUUUGGGCUGGUUUUUACAUCCUAUUGUGUACGGGGAAUACCCGAAAACCAUGCAAAACAUUGUGGGAGAAAGGCUCCCCAAGUUCACACCCGACGAGGUUAAGAUGGUGAAGGGAUCAAUUGAUUAUGUUGGUAUAAACCAAUACACAACUUACUAUAUGUAUGAGCCACAUAAUACCAAGCCACCAGUCCCCGGCUACCAGAAUGACUGGAACGUCGGAUUUGCCUAUGAAAAAAACGGAGUGCCAAUCGGUCCAAGGGCACAUUCAUAUUGGCUCUUUAUGGUGCCCUGGGGAAUGUACAAGGCUGUGAGCUAUGUCAAGGAGCGUUAUGGAAAUCCUACUAUGAUUUUAUCAGAAAAUGGGAUGGAUUAUGCGGGCAAUCUAACCUUUGCUGAAUCUUAUCAUGACACAAAAAGGAUCAACUAUUACAAGAGUUACCUGAUUCAACUGAAGAAGGCAAUCGAUGACGGGGCCAAUGUGAUAGGCUACCACGCCUGGUCAUUGCUCGACAACUUCGAGUGGAGGCUGGGCUACACUUCAAGAUUCGGCAUUGUGUACGUCGAUUACAAGACACUCAAGAGGUCUCCAAAGGAGUCGGCCUACUGGUUCCAACAUAUGAUUCGUCGAAACAAGCAUUAAGCUGCCUCCACCGCGUGGUCUUUUAGUUUGUCUCGAGUUUCUUGGUUAGAAAUGCAUAAGCCCUGUAGCAGCAACUUCUGGACCUUGUGGUUUUAAUAAAAUCUGUUAUUUGCUGUUGUUGCAAUUUCUCACUGAAAAA
Molecule: messenger RNA, 1734 nt
Organism: Ipomoea triloba (trilobed morning glory)
Lineage: Eukaryota; Viridiplantae; Streptophyta; Magnoliopsida; Solanales; Convolvulaceae
Product: beta-glucosidase 44-like
Exons: 10
Coding region: 57-1595 (512 amino acids)
Biological process (GO): carbohydrate metabolic process
Molecular function (GO): beta-glucosidase activity
Source: RefSeq, a predicted model, not a curated record